Messenger RNA from Neurospora crassa OR74A, 883 nucleotides. RefSeq lists its product as hypothetical. The transcript has a single exon. Lineage: Eukaryota; Fungi; Ascomycota; Sordariomycetes; Sordariales; Sordariaceae. The record is from RefSeq and is a predicted model, not a curated record. The coding region runs from base 233 to 589 and encodes 118 amino acids.
UCCUUUUCUUUCUUUUUCUUUUGUCUUUCUCUGAUCUCACAUCCUCCAAGCAGCAACAUAACACACUUCUAUGCCAUCUGGCACCACCAAGAAAGUCGUCAAGAAACCACCAGGUCAACAAGAGGAGAAUCUCUCACCCACCAAUCACCAACACCCAUCAUAACUCCUCCUCCUCCUCCUCCUUCUUCUUCUUCUUCUUCCCCCCAAAAACCAACUACAAGUCCCCUUCGAAAUGGAUCCCCAAAAGACAAGCAAGAAGGCCCAAGAAACCAUGGGCGAAGCUACCGAGCAAGCCUCCAGCACAGCCUCGGGCAUGACCGACACGCUCGCGGGCGCCGCCAAGCCCGUCACCUCGACGCUCGGCAACACGCUCGGCGGCGUGGCCAACACGGUCGGCGGCACCGUGGGCGCGGCGACCCGGGGUCUGGGGGAGACGGUCAGUAGCGCGGUUCCCGGCGGGAUCGGAAAGCCCGUGGGGGAUGUGGUGUCGAAUAUCGGGAGUGGAGUGGAGAGGGGCGCGAAGGAGGUGGGCAAGGGAGUGAAGGAUGCCGGGGAGUUGAAGGGGAGUGAGCAGCAGCAGCAGCAGUAGGAAAGAAAGAAAGAAAGAAAGAAAGAUGGUGUGAAAGGAGGAUUUAGUUGUGAGUGGAAAGGCCAUGAAGAGAAGUGAGAAAAAGAAAAAUCGGAAAUUGACAGAAAAGAAGGAGACGAAAAGCGUGGAAGGCAUUGUUCAGUGGUUUGUUUUGGGGUGUAUGAUGUGGUGUUUCUGUGAGGUUGAGGUAUCGGUUUUUCAUGGAAAAGGAAGGGUACAUGUGGCAUUGAAGGGAAGAUUUAAGUCAUUGAUUUUGCUUCACAACUGUUCAAAUUCAUAUUUCUUCUGUUUACA